This is a messenger RNA of Eublepharis macularius, 5065 nucleotides long. It is a transcript of the gene ATXN7L1, whose product is annotated as ataxin 7 like 1. NCBI's taxonomy places the organism in Eukaryota, Metazoa, Chordata, Lepidosauria, Squamata, Eublepharidae. The transcript is spliced from 12 exons. The coding region runs from base 1 to 2508 and encodes 835 amino acids. The record is from RefSeq and is a predicted model, not a curated record.
AUGGCGGCCCUGGAGCGGCCCGUGCCCAGUCCCGAGGCGUUCCUGGGCCAGCCCUGGGCCGCCUGGGUGCGGGAGGCCGCCCUCCCGCACGCGCACGGCGCCGCCCCCCCGCACAGUGUAGAGCUAGAAGAGACUGGAAAAGAGGGUGGAAAAAGCAGGGAGGUGAUGAGGCUUAAUAAAGAAGAUAUGCACUUAUUUGGCCAUUAUCCAGCUCAUGAUGAUUUCUAUCUAGUAGUGUGCAAUAUCUGCAAUCAGGUAGUCAAGCCACAGGUUUUCCAGUCACACUGCGAACGACGACACGGUUCAAUGUGUAAGCCUUCCCCGUCUCCAGCAUCUCCACCCUGCAAUUCCCGGGCAUCACUACUACAGAUGAAACCGAAAUCCUGUAUCGGCGGCCAUAACUCUGUCAGCAACAACUCAAAGCCAUUUAAAACGCCCAAAGACAAUCUACUUACCUCCACUAGCAGACAACACAUGGUCUUUCCUUCAAAAGCAUCGAGGGAUAAGCCUUGUGUUCCUGUUCCUGUAGUCAGUCUAGAGAAAAUCCCUAACCUAGUGAAGGCAGAUGGUGCCAAUGUUAAAAUGAACUCCACAACCACUACCACCAUCACCACUUCCUCAGCCUCCUCAUCUACCAUACCUGCUCCAACCUUGGUUAAAUCUGCUUUGACAUCUAAAUCAGUACCACCAUCACCAGAAAAGAUCCUGAACGGCAAAGGCGUCCUAGCUCCAUCAAUAGACAAGAAGCAUCAGAACGGGACGAAAAACGGCAACAAGCCCUACAAGAGACUUUCAGAAAGAGAGUUUGACCCAAAUAAACACUGUGGAGUAUUGGAUCCCGAGACUAAGAAACCCUGCACGAGAUCACUCACCUGCAAGACUCAUUCGCUUAAUCAUCGGCGAGCAGUUCCAGGCCGCAAGAAACUGUUUGACGUCCUUCUAGCAGAACACAAAGCCCGAUCCCGGGAAAAAGAAGGGGCAAAAGAUAAGGAGCAUCCACAGUCUCUUAGGGAAAUGCAGCAGAGCCAACCUGUACCAGCACAAGACUCUUUAUCAGGAACUUCAGUAAACUCUGGGCAAGAACCUAAAGGGACAUCGCCUGCAAAAUCUAGACCACCCAAUUCAUUAUUUCCUAGACCCUCCUCUACAAAUAGCAUAAAUAGUACCAGUUCUUCAAACCACAGUGGGUAUGCGCAGGAAGUGCCUUUGACUUCCAUGUCGGGAGACUUGCCUAGUCGAUUAUCUAGCGAUGAAGGGGAAUUGGAUGGAUCUGAAGAAUCUGAAAAAUUAGACUGCCACUAUUCUGGACACCAUCCACGGCCUCUUGGGUUUUGUUCAUUUGGAAGUCACCUGAUGGGAAGAGGGUACUACGUCUUCGAUAGAAGAUGGGAUCGUUUUCGACUUGCGUUAAAUUCUAUGGUAGAAAAACACUUGAAUUCCCAGAUGUGGAAGAAAAUCCCUCCUGCGGUCGAUAGCCCUAUGCCCUCUCCAGCAGCACAUAUCACAAGCCCUUUCCCAGCAUCGGUUUUGCAGCCUUUCAGCAACCCUAGUUCAGCGUAUAUUCCCUCGGCGCCAGUGAGCUCAAGAAUUCCUUCUUCCUACAUAAUGACUUCAGCCAUGGCCUCCAGUGCAGCUUUUGCAACAACGUCUGAUACAAAUUCCAUGACGUCACAUGCCGCCACUUUCCCCCACGUUGCUGCCAGUCUGAGUAUCGUCGACUCGACUUUUAAGACUCCAUCAGCCAUGUCGCCGGCACCGGCCGUCAUUCCUUCCCCAUCCCACAAGCCAUCCAAAACAAAAACCAGCAAAUCCUCAAGAGUCCGAGAUCUGUCCUGCCGCAGCGACGAGUCUUCGAAUAACAAAAAGAAAAGGCCACCGUCUUCUUCCUCCACGCUGUCCUUGCAGACUUCCUCUUCCUCGUCUUCAUUUUCAGGGUCCCACAAAAAGAACUGUAUCUUGAACCCAAGUUCCGCUUUGAACUCUUACCAGGCGACAUCUUCCUUUAACAGUAUGUCUGUGCACAGCACAAACAAUGGAACAACCCCACUCAGUGCCAAAUUGGAGCCCUCAGGACGGACUUCGUUAUCAAGUAGCUCAACAGACUCAGUGAAACACAUGAGCAUUGUAGUCAGCAGUAUUGACUCCUCUAGCUUGUCUAUUCCUUCCCUCGUUCAUCAUUCUGGGGACCACUCCCUGGGAGCACACAAUGCAGUGUCUUCUCUACCCCUUUGUUUUGACAAAUCAGAAGGGAAAAAGCGUAAAAACUCUAGUUCUAGUAGCAAAGCCUGUAAAAUCACUAAAUUGCCUGGUAUGAAUAGUGUUCAUAAAAAGAGCACUGCCAACCUUAUUUCUACGGUGCCAGAUACUCCAAACAGUUCCAUCUCUCGACAGAUUGGAAAAAACAGCAGCGUAACUUUGCCUCAAUCCAGUCCUUCAAGUGUAACGAAUCCAGUGCACAACAAACAAAAGACAAUAAACCGGACGGGUAGGAUAAGGACUCUUCCAUAAUGAGGAAAGCAACCAGCCUAUAAUCUUUAGCUCUUAGCAGCCCUACUCUAGAGUUACUUGUUUAUUUUCUGUGUCCUGCAGAUGGUUUUAAUUUACAUAGAUUCGUGGUGGUUUUUUUAAAUUGAAAUCUACAAAAAGAUUGUAAAAGUGAUUUAUUUUUUGUUCAUACAUUGGCCUCCGAUCUGUGCAAUCUGGUUUGAUUUGGAUUGAUGCCUUUUUAAGCAAAUUGUUGCAUUGUUGUUUCUGUAACAAUGACAGCAGUGGACAUUCCAAACUUAUGCCAUGUGUGGCUAAAAUGUAUUUAACCUCCCCCACACAUACAAACCGUUUGUUAUUUCAAAUUGACGGUAACUUCUGUAUUUAUUGUUGCCCUGUGGUUAAACAAUUGCCAAGUGCAUUUCUCAACAGCAGCUAACAUUGGGGAAGUAUUUUGCUCCCACAAGUUUUGUUGACUUCUGCUGGUGAGUUCAGUGUGUGACGUCUCCUCCUGAUCAUGAUGGUGUUCCUAAACCUCUCAGUGCCUGAAGGGGUUAAUGCACCUUGCUCCCAUUGGUAGGAUCACUGCAUAAAAAUGUCUUCACGGGUCGAUGGAGGGCCUUGAAGAAUCCAUGCUACUCUUCUCCUUAAUGAAAGAAUUUGUGUUUUUGCGGAGACAGGAGUUGGACAUACUGAAUUUGCAUCAGUUGAAUUGCACUGUCAAUGUUUUACAGGAAUUACUGAAUAAUUUUUUAUAAAAGUAGAUUUUGUAAUCAGAAAAUCAGUAAUACUAGGUAGGGUACUGCAAAAUUACUACAGAGGAGUUAAGUUUUAUUUCUACAGUGUUAAAAAGUGCACUUAUAUGCUGGUUUAUUUACAUCUUGUGGGUAAAGGAGAAAAGAAUGCAAAAAGGGAGAGAUGGAUACUUUUUUCUUUUUUAAAGAAAGGCCUAAGGCAGGUUUUAAAACUUAUAAAAUGUUUAACAGUUGUAAACAAGAAUAGGCCCUUUGGGGGUGGGUGGGAAUAGAAGAUAUUCUUAAGGUAAAUUUUAUAGUGUUAAUUUUGUAAUAAUUUAUGUUUUGCUAUAUUUUGGAGCCGACAGAAAUAGUUUCAUGAACAACAUGAAACUUAGGAACGGUUAAGCAAUGUUUUAUAUUCUUCAUGUACUUUGAGUUAUGUUUUAAUUGUACAUUUCUUCAGGCAGAAAAAAUGUGUACAUAUCUUUGUUAUUUUUGCACAGGUCUUUUUUGUCUUCAGUUUUAGGAGCAAAGCCUUGUUUAUUAGUGUUUUUUAAAAAUAAUUUAUUUUGUGUUGUACAACUGCAGGAGUUUUUAAAUCUCAAUAACACCCUCUGUUUGGUGAACGACCAUUUCUAUUUCCAGAGGAGAUUCAGUGACUGCUUCUUAAAUUUAAUAGCAGUCUUAGUGACUGAAGGAGGAAUUCAGUCGUGUUAAGGUUUGUUUUUUACUCUUAACAUGCAUUUUGUGUAGGAAUCGGAACUGUGGUGACACAGAGAGUGUUUUUUGAAUGCUGCUUAUAUAUGUAUACUUUUUUAAAACUGGCUUAGGCCUGACAGCAUUUUGGAAACUUAAGUAUCAAAUGAACCCCCCCCCCCAAAUCUUUUUUUGUCCCCUACAUUUUAAAACAAUUUUAUUGGUAAAAAAUGUUCAGCCUGAGAAGUAAAAUUAUUUUUAGAAAAGGAUAUAAAUUGGACCAGCCUAUAAUGUAUUUUAAUGUACCAUUCAUUCAACUCUUUUUUCCCCCGUCCCUAUUUUCCCCCCUGAAGACUCUGAUUCGUUUCCAGCAAUAGAGGCUCAGCAGCUUUGGUUGUUACACAUACGCAAUGCAUAGGCCUGUCAGCCAUAUUUAAAAUUUUAAAAAGCGCGCAACUUGGGUAACUUGUAUGCCUUCUUUUGUAUCAAUGUUAACAAUUGUACAUAGUGCUGAUCAACCUUUGUAGAGAAUAGUUUUUACAGCAUAUUCUAUUGCUGAUUCUCAGUGAUCUAUUGUUUAAAAGAAGAAAAAUAAAUUUUUUCUAUUUACACCUUAUAUUUUGUUAUGCUGUUGACCCAUGGCACUUUAACAAAACUCUGUGGGUUUUGCAUAGCUGGUCAGUCAUGGGGAGUAUAAACCAUUGCACAGAAAUGAAUUUGCACCUCCUCUGUUGUGCUUUCCUACUACAGAUUUUAGAAUCUUUUUCCAGAAGACUUUUGAAGAAAGCAUGUCCAAUCAUUCUGAAAGAAAAAUGCCAUACAUGUACAGUCAAUUUCUUUUCUACAAGCCCAUAUUUUGUAACACUAAGUAUUUUCAUUCUUCUGCACCUUUUAUGUAUUAGCAGUAUCAGAGAGACCCAUUCCAUGCUUGUGAUAAUUGUAAGUGUUGAAAGUAGGUGUAAAUAGCAAACUUUAUGGCUUACAGUUUUGAAAAAAGGAACAAAAAAAGAACAAACAUGUAUCUGACUGAUACUGCCAUGGUUCAACACCAGGCCUGGAGAUAUUCUCUAGUGAGCGAUUGUAUUAUUUGUUUGUUUUUUGAGGUUUUUGCUUUAUUAUUAUUAUUAUUUUAUUAUUAUUUUUUGUAA